ACAUCAAUGAAUCAAGAUUUAGAUGUAGUUGGAUUUUGUGCAUCUUUUAAAAAUCUAAGUUCUACAACUAGUGCUUUGACAACUUCAAAUUCAGAAGACAUCAUUACCAAUCAUCUUGUUAAUCCAAACCUUACAAAUAAUUCCAUAGAAGCUGUGUGAGGUCAGGAAAAUUCAUCCCUCUUAAGCACAGUUAAAGAAUUAAACAUAAAUAACAAAUUCUUUAUAAAUUUUAUACCCACAGAAAAUUCUAAACCUGUUAAUUAACAUUCUUUUCUACCAGCUCCCAAGAAAGUUGUAGAAAUGAAAGACACAGACAUUGAAGAGUCCUUAUAUAAGGAUAUACACCAAAGUGCUGAAAUUUUACGAAUUGAACAUUCAUGCUGCAGGCAAGACACAAAUAAAGGAUAUCUUUGGCAAAAAAAAAAAUCUAACCUUUACUCAAAGAUUAAUGUUCUUGAGCAUAAGAGCAAAAUAGGAAGAUGAAAGUUUGACUCUUUGACUCUUAUAAACCAACUACAACAGGAGAACUGGCUAUCUGAAGAAAAUGUCAAGAUAAUAGAAAACUAUUUCACAAUGUAUGGAGUCACUAUCAUAUAA
Grammomys surdaster is the source of this 597-nucleotide messenger RNA. RefSeq names its product THAP domain containing 5 (gene Thap5). NCBI's taxonomy places the organism in Eukaryota, Metazoa, Chordata, Mammalia, Rodentia, Muridae. The record is from RefSeq and is a predicted model, not a curated record.